AUGAGCCGCCUGCCCGUCCUGCUCCUGCUCCAUCUCCUGGUCAGCCCCGGACUCCAAGCUCCCAUGACCCAGACAACGUCCUUGAAGACAAGCUGGGCUAAGUGCUCUAACAUGAUCGAUGAAAUUAUAACACACUUAAACCAGCCACCUUUGCCUUCACCGGACUUCAACAACCUCAAUGAGGAAGACCAAACCAUUCUGGUGGAAAAAAACCUUCGAAGGUCAAACCUGGAGGCAUUCAGUAAGGCUGUCAAGAGUUUACAGAACGCAUCAGCAAUCGAGAGCAUUCUUAAGAAUCUCCCACCAUGCCUGCCCAUGGCCACGGCCGCACCCACGCGACCUCCAAUCCGUAUCACGAACGGUGACCGGAAUGACUUCCGGAGGAAACUGAAGUUCUAUCUGAAAACCCUUGAGAAUGAGCAGGCUCAAUAG
Molecule: messenger RNA, 432 nt
Organism: Macaca mulatta (Rhesus monkey)
Lineage: Eukaryota; Metazoa; Chordata; Mammalia; Primates; Cercopithecidae
Gene: IL3
Product: interleukin 3
Biological process (GO): immune response
Cellular component (GO): extracellular region
Molecular function (GO): growth factor activity; interleukin-3 receptor binding
Source: RefSeq, marked provisional